Molecule: messenger RNA, 3102 nt
Organism: Penicillium concentricum
Lineage: Eukaryota; Fungi; Ascomycota; Eurotiomycetes; Eurotiales; Aspergillaceae
Product: DUF1708 domain-containing protein
Exons: 7
Coding region: 1-3102 (1033 amino acids)
Source: RefSeq, a predicted model, not a curated record
AUGUCCUUCUUUUCUCGGGUGUUUCGGGGCAAGGAUGCCACUACGACAAAGAAGCAGGCCAAGCCUACCACGGCCCUGAACCCGACCCCUGCGAAACCCAAAUGGACCGAUGCGUGGCUGCGGACAGAGGUCGCGCCGGAAGAAGUCCAAGACCUUGUACGAGGGUGUGUGCAUGAGCUCAAGGCCCGAGCUCUUGACACCCCAUUCCUUCUCCUACCGUUCCGUCCUAGCUCCGAUCCCAGUGCAGCCCGCACGUUCAUUCGCAAUUACUUUAAUCAAUCUUUCGAUAAGGGCUCGCCGGUCAAUGGAGAUGUCUUGUCGCAGGAGCUCCGGCUCACAGAGCCAAUGGUUCUUUGCGGUGUGAUGAAAUGGUGCUGGAGCAGACUUCCUGGCGGUGUGGUCACUUGGGAGGCAUACGAGACCUUCAAGAUGGGCGAACAUGAUUCGGAUAUGGCCCGCGACGCUUUCUCGACUUUCAUUCCGAUCGGCGGCGAUUCCGAUGCACGCACCAAUAUUAUUCUGGACUUCUUCGACCUUUUGGCUGCCGUUGCGGCUCAUGGAAAAUCCAAUGGACUGGGAGGCCGCAAGCUUUCCCGAUACGCUGGAUGGUGGGCCUUUGAGCAUGUCGAUACAGGCAAUGGCUUCGAGGCCGCCUAUAAGAACUGGGCUGUUGCCGCCGAUGCGACAAGUCAUCUGUUCUUCGCCUACCUUCGUUCGUUGUCUCCCGAUGUCCCUCGCGGCGUGAGUGGCAUCUCCUCACUCCCCAUUUCUCUCCAAUCACUCGUUGAAGCAACCGAAUACCCUCCCGAAACCCCGACUUUGCUGCAAGUUACGACCACAAAGGUGGUGAUGAUCGUGGAGAAUGUUUCCCCGACGCCAUUUUCUUUGUUGCGACGCGCUAAGAACUUUGAAUACCGCGACGACGACUGGCACCUGCAGGAGUUUGCCAACUACGAAGACCCCGUCAGCGCAUUGACCGACGAGUGUCUCCGUGUUCUCAGAUGCAUCUCAUCUGCGAACCAAUCCAGCGUCUCGAGUACCAAGCAGUCAACCAGUUUGCGGGAUGCAUCCUGGUCUCGCUUCGAGGAUAUUGGAUUCGGUGGUUCGAUCGAUUCUGACCCGGAGGAUGAAGCCAAGGAAACUGCUCCGCCGGCGACUGCAAGGACUUCAAAGAGUGGAUCUGCCGGGGGCUUGCAAUCCGUUCCUCAGUCUGGAGGAGGUGACCUUGGCCGUCCUACCACCCCCUCAUGGGCAGACUUCAUGUCGUCCGGAUUCGCGGAUGAAAACAAAUUGAAGGGCCACGUAGGCCCUCUGCUCUUGCCUCCUGACAAGAUUCUGCCUCCCAUUGCCUCUGUACGUGGCAUGAGCUCUCAGUCGCACAAGCGCUCUUUGGAUAUCGAGCCGGAUCUCGAGCCUGCCGAGUUGGCGAGUAUCAACACCCUAGACAUGGACGACUCGUUCUGGUGGGUUUGGAUCAGCAGUCUGUCAGGUGAUGAGCCGGCCGCCCGCAAGGCUGUGUUUGGUCGAUGCGCGCUUCUGGAGACCCGCAUUCGGGAUACCAAAUGGCUGAUCCUUGAAGAGCAGAUCAAGGGCGCUGCCCCAGAACCUGAGGCUGGUGCUCAGAUUGUUGAGAAGAAGCGAUUCUUCAGCUUUGGUAGCCGCAAAGGUAAGCUCAACCGCCGCAAGUCGUCGGCCAAGAAGGUGCCCUCCUCGAUUGAGGAGUCGUACAAGCGGCCCAACAACCAGGCACCGCACAGCAAGACUAGCAUUGGACCCGAUCAGCACAAGCGAAUCCAGGCAGCUGCGGCCGCUCUGCAAAAGAAGCACCGCGAGCAAGAAGCGGAAGCGACAGAGAACCGUGCCACCCCGAAUAACAGCCGUUACUCCAAGACCAACUCUGUCAUGACCCUUCAGCCUGCUAUUGUGAACGAGGCCUCUCAGGCCAUGAAGUGGACUAAGAACUACGAUAAGGGUGCGUUCAGGGCGGCAUAUCUUAGUGACAACCGCGCUGGCACUGGUCAAGUUGAAGAACUCCAGGACACACCGGAACCGAUUUCAAAGGACCCCGAGGAGAAGCCUGCCACGCCGUUGGCACCUCUUCCAACCAACACUGGAAAGACUGGUCCAGCUCCAGUUCCCAAAGAAGCCGCUGCUGCUGCUGAAGCGCCAACUAAACCUGUCAAUGUCGCCACUCCUGCAGAAGAGAAGCCCACCACAAAGCCUGUGGUUGUCGAACAACCCACUGAGCGUCGUGACUCGGUGGACGAGGCGGGCAAGAAGCUGAAGAAGAAGACUGGCAAUUCCGCCUUUAAGAGCAUGUUUAGUGCCAAGAAGAAGCCCGAACAGCAACAGACUCCCGUGAAGAGCACUGAUGCCAAGGAAAUCUCCAAUGUGGCAGCUGCCCGUGCGGCCCUUGAGGCCAGGACGAAAGCAGCUCAGGAGUCCAGUCCCAUGAAGAAGAAGCCUGUCCCCAAGGCCGCCGUUGUCGCCGCUGCCCCCGUGGCUGCGGAGGCUGUAAAGCCCUCAACGCCCCAGCGUGUUGAACCGACCGUCAAGGAACCUGCGACCAAAAUCCCAACCCCGACCCAACCCUCUACUUCUCUGAAAGAGAACGGUGCGCCGCCCAAGACCAGACGCGCCGUCGAGUAUGAUGCCCUCUCGCGCGUUGGUACCAAUGAACGCGACGCGGCCGAUCAGGAGUUCUCCAAGUUCGACCAGGGUCCCCUGACUGACCAGCCUGCCUUCAUCCCCGAGGAUUCUCCUUCUCCCGUGGAGGUUGCACCUGCCGCACCGAAGACCGAGGUUCCCCAGACCCCGACUAACGGCAAUGGUGUCCGCCCUGAGACCGCCACUUCGCCUGAGUCAAGCGAAGCUACGCAGGAUCGCUGGAAGGCCAUCCGCGAGGCUGCUGCCCAACGGGCUGCCGCUGCCCAGGAGGAACAGGCACACGAGCACGAGGCCGAGAACACCCGGACUAGCCAGUCAGAGCGCACUGACGAGGGAGAUACCAGCGGAGAAGAAACUAUCGAAGCCCGUGUCGCCCGCAUCAAGGCCCGAGUAGCCGAGUUGACCGGCAACGUCGAGGAUGGACAAAGGCGCUAG